Molecule: messenger RNA, 1987 nt
Organism: Dendronephthya gigantea
Lineage: Eukaryota; Metazoa; Cnidaria; Anthozoa; Malacalcyonacea; Nephtheidae
Product: annexin A4-like
Exons: 17
Coding region: 119-1762 (547 amino acids)
Cellular component (GO): cytoplasm
Molecular function (GO): calcium ion binding; calcium-dependent phospholipid binding
Source: RefSeq, a predicted model, not a curated record
GUUUUGUUUUGCAAUAAAUAAUUUGGGACUUCCUUAUACAAGUACACCCAUUUCGGCUUUGGCUCGUUUGGAAACGAUUGUUCAAAGUUUUCUUGCCGUGAAAAGUAUUACUAUUACAAUGUCUGGUUAUCCUGGUGGACCACCUGGUGGAUAUCCUGGUUAUCCCCCAGACCCAUAUGGUGGUUAUCCACCAGCUGGUCCAGGCUUCCCGCCUGCUGCACCUGGUUAUCCCUCGGCCGCACCUGGUUAUCCUCCUGCUGCCCCUGGUUACCCCUCUGCUGUGCCUGGUUAUCCUUCUGCAACACCUGGUUUCCCUCCAGCUGCACAGCCUGGUUAUCCAGGAGGUGGUGGUGGAUAUCCUCCUGCUGGUGGCUAUGGUGCCCCUCCUCCAGGAGGUUUUGGAGGAGCUCCUCCGCCAGCUGGAUUUGCUCCUGCACCAUAUGGUGGUGCCCCACCAGGAGGUGCUCCAUAUGGGGGUAGCCCCUAUGGCCAACAACCCCCACAACAGCAGUAUGGUCAGGCUCCGCCGCAGCCCGGCUAUGGAAGUCAACCACCCCCUCAACAAGGUUAUGGAGGUGCCCCUCCACCUCAAGGCUAUGGAAGUGCCCCUCCACCUCAAGGCUAUGGAAGUCAUCCCCCUCAUCAUGGACAGCACCCUCCUCAUGGACAGCACCCUCCUCCACAUGGUGGUCAGCCUCCUUCACGGCCCGCGCAGCCUGUUAAGCAGCCAGCAAUCACGCAAUCAAAAGCCCAGACUGCGCAAACCGCUCCGCCAACAGCACAGCUCGGUAGCAUGUCCUUGCAACAGACGUACGGCCACGGUACAGUAAAAGGUGCGGCGCCUUUCGAUUGUGAAGCAGACUGUGAAAUGUUGAGGAAGGCCAUGCGAGGAAUGGGAACGGACGAGCAGGCACUGAUCGACAUACUUGCCUCACGAUCCAACGAACAACGUGUCAAAAUACGAUUGCAGUUUAAGACAAUGUUUGGAAAGGAUUUGAUCAACGAGUUGAAGUCUGAGUUGAGUGGAAACUUGGAAGAAUGCUUACUGGCGAUGAUGGAACCGAAGCAUUUGUACGACGCUAAAUGCCUUCGCCGUGCAAUGAGGGGCGCUGGCACUGAUGAAGAAACAUUGAUCGAUAUCUUGUGCUCAAGAAGCAACGCGGACAUUCAAAAGAUUAAAGAGGAAUACAAGACGUACUACAAGCGGGACUUGGAGAAAGAUUGUGUUAGCGAGACUAGUGGACAUUUCAAAAGGCUUCUCGUUUCCAUGGUUCAGGGCAACCGCGACGAAAGUGGCACAGUCGAUAUGGCAAAAGCCACAAAAGAAGCCAAUGAUUUAUUCCAGGCCGGAGAGAAGAAAUGGGGAACGGACGAGUCGCGAUUUAAUGUUAUUCUCGCUUCGAGGAGCUUCGUGCAACUUAAUGCCACCUUUAAUGAAUAUAUUAAGGUUGCCCAGCGCGAUAUCAUGAACAGUAUUGACCGUGAAAUGUCUGGGGAUCUAAAAAGCGGCUUCAAGUGCAUUGUGCAAUGUGCUCGUAAUCCAGCUGUUUACUUUGCCGAACGCCUGUGGAAGAGCAUGAAGGGUGCAGGAACGAAUGAUUCCCUCCUCAUCCGUAUCGUCGUCUCACGAUCAGAGGUCGACAUGGUUGAAAUCAAACAGGAAUUUUUGAACCGCUAUCACAAGACCGUCUACAAGAUGAUCGAGGGAGAUACCUCUGGCGACUACAAGAAACUUCUUAUGGCUUUGGUUGGACGUAAUUAGAAUAUUCUUCGCACAGCUUAUACUCUCCGAAAACUUUGUGAUUUACAUAUUAGCAUGUCGUGCGCAACAGGUUUGCAAAGGUGCGGUGUGAUUUCAAUUGCUUGUGGUCUGUAGGAAUUUGAUGAAAUAUAACGCGAGAAUUGCUAAUCUUUAUUCGUUCCUUGCCCAAUUGUUACCUAGGUAAUAAUGUUUAGUAGAAUAAUAAUAGUAAUUUAUAUUCGUUCU